AUGGACGACACGCCGACGCCGAAGCUCUCGGAGCUGCUGCGGCACCCGGAUGACCUCGACAAGAUCCCCGGGCUCAAGCGCGAGUUCGCACGCAAGAAGGGUGCCGUCGACGGGCAGCUGCGCAGCGGCCUGCGGGAGCAGCUCGAGCGCACGCAGUCGGGCAUGCAAGGGCUCGCCGACGGGCAGCGCACGGUGCAGCAGAUCAAAGACGAGAUGAUGCACAUUGACCGGCUGUGCUCCGAGUCGCAGACCAUGAUCCGCGACUUUGCCAGCAUCAACCUCGUCUCGCAGGCGCACCGCAACUUUGGCGCCGUCGAGGCGAUGCGGCGCAACCUCGAGGCCUUUGACGGGCGGCUCGUCGCGGUCGAGGCCAUGCUGCAGGCCGACGACGAGGACCGCGAGGCCAUGCCGAACCUGCUGCCGUGCCACUACGAGCUCACGCAGCUGCGCAACAUCCGCGACGACGCCAUGGAGCAGAUCCAGCGCGCCGACGACCCCAGCCUCGAGGCUACGCUCGAGGACUACUUUGCGCGCCUCGACGACGUCGUCGACUGGUUCGACGAGCACGUCGGCCUGCUGGCGAUGAACCUCAUCAGCCUCGUCGUCAACGACAACAACGGGCUGGUGGUGCGCUUCGCGCUCAUCAUGGAGGCCGAGGAGCGAAGCGACCGUCGCGUGCGCGCGCUGCGCGACGCUCUCCGCGACCACAAGGAGAUGGCCGUGCGCUUCCAGGGCAUCGCCGAUGGCGCCAAGAAGGAACGCGGCUACAAGGAAAAGUUCCUCGAGGCCAUCCGGCUGGCCGCCGAGCAGCAGUUCGCGGCCGCGCGCGAGGAGUUCCUCGACGACCCGAAGCGGCUCGACAAGAUCAUGGCCUGGUUCUUCAACGACCUCAACGCCGUCCGCGUUGGCAUGACCCCGCUCAUGCCCAAGCGCUGGAACAUCGCCAAGGUCUACGCCGACAUCUACCACACCCUCAUGCACGACUUCCUCGUCGGCAUGGUCGACGACCCCGAGGCCUCGUCGGCCCACACGCUCGAGAUCGUCGGCUUCCCCGAGAAGUACUACCGCAAGAUGGCCAAGAUGGGCCACGCGCAGGAGUCCCUCUCCCCGCACGUAAUCGACAACCGCGAGGCUGAGCUGGUGCGCGACUUCCGCCAGCUAAUCAUCCGCUUCCUCGACGAGUGGAUCGAGCGCAUCUUCGCGCAGGAGGGGCGCGACUUCGCCGAGCGCAACGUCGAGGGCUCCAACCUCGACCAGGACGAGUACGGCUACUUCCGGACCAAGAACCUAGUAGCGCUGUGGCGCAUGCUGCGGGAGCAGGUGGACGCGGCGGCGAGCUCGCAGCGCGCCGACGUCGUCGAGGGCGUCAUCGACGCCAUGUUUGCGCGCCUGCGCGCCCGCCAGCAGCAGCAGCAGCGCAUGCUGGAGGAGGAGGCGCUGCGGUACGAGGCCGGAAAGGUGCCGGACCUCGAGGGCUUCCAGGCGCUGCAGGACUGGCUCGUCGCGACGGCCAACGACCAGAUCGCGUGCAUCGACGAUGCCGAGGACGACGGCGCCGGCGCCGGCCCGCGCCUCGGCUACCUCUCGAGCUUCCGGCAAAAGUUCGAGCCGCACGUCACGCCGCAGUACCUGGAGCGCGUCGAGCAGGAGCUCGCCGCGCUGCGCGACGGCUAUGUCGACUGCAGCACCUGGUGCAUCAACCGCUUCGCCCAGCUCGUCUUCGCCGUCGACUUCAAGGCCGUCAUGCCCGACUUCUUCACCCCGCGCUGGUACCCGGCCACCGCCAUGAAGCAGAUGGUCGUCACCCUCGACGAGUACGUCGGCGACUACCGCGCCGUCCUCCACCACUCCCUCGUCGACAUCUUCAUCGAGAUCUUUGCCGACGAGCUGCUCGUCCGCUACUUGUCGUCCGUCCGCAACAAGGGCGCCAAGCUCCGCCGCGCGGACCCCUUCCGCGACAAGCUCUUCAACGACAUCGCCACCGCGUUCGAGUACUUUGGCGCCCUGCCCAACCCGGACGUCGGCGCCUCCAUCAAGCAGACCUGGCGCGUCACCGAGGGUUUCCUCGCGCUGCUGUCGGCGGACCGCGCGGCCGUGCCGGACGAGUUCGCGGCGCUCAAGGCCGCGUACUGGGACCUGCAGAUCAGCUGGGUCGAGGCGGUGCUGCGCAGCAGGGACGACUUUGAGCGCGCCAUGCUCAACGCCGUCAAGGCCCGCGCCGCCCAGGUCGAGGUCGUGCGCGGGCCUGAGACCAUCAUGGCCAAAGUAAAGUGA
Cordyceps fumosorosea ARSEF 2679 is the source of this 2274-nucleotide messenger RNA. Its product is annotated as exocyst complex component Sec6. The coding region runs from base 1 to 2274 and encodes 757 amino acids. The transcript has a single exon. NCBI's taxonomy places the organism in Eukaryota, Fungi, Ascomycota, Sordariomycetes, Hypocreales, Cordycipitaceae. The record is from RefSeq and is a predicted model, not a curated record. Gene Ontology annotation, biological process: exocyst localization; exocytosis. Gene Ontology annotation, molecular function: SNARE binding. Gene Ontology annotation, cellular component: exocyst.